ACUGGGACAGAGCGCGAAAGAGCUCACGACGGUUUUACCAUUUCAGUUUCACUCAGACCCGGCCUGAAAUCGCGCGUGUCCACGCCGAUACUCGAUCCCGCAGCCUCGUGUGCCUGAAUUUAACCGACCGUACGAACAAGCUCGGCGCGUCCACCGCGCGGCGAUUAACAGAAAAUCGGUGUAACCCAGUGAUUUCCCAACGGAAGCCGCAAGUUGCGUGCGUGGUUCGCUGCACGGUGUCGCGUAUCAUCGACGAAAGAAGUUUCUAUCCACCGGGCGACGACGAAAGGGCAGCUGCGACAUACGGAGCGCCGUGAAUCGAGAGAUAAAGCAGAAUGGGAUACGGGACGGAGAUGGACGGCUGCGGCCGCUGUAUGAAGUAUUCCCUGUUUUUCGUCAACUUCGUGAUCUUUUUUGGAGGAGUUGCAAUAGUUGGAUUGGCGGUAUGGGCGCUGUUGGACAAGGUGCCAUGGAUCGGCGAACUCGUGGGUAACGAUUUGCUAACAGGCGCGAUCUACGUUCUGCUGGCCGGCGGAGUGAUCGUCGCCAUGAUAUCGUUUUUCGGUUGCAUCGGAGCGUCGCGAGAAGUCAAGUGCAUGCUUCUCACGUACUUUAUCAUCGUGUUCCUGUUGUUCGUGACGAUGCUAAUUGGUGGUGUGCUCGCGUACGUGUUCCGUGAGAAAUUGGUGAACACGCUCCAGAGGGAAAUGUCGAGUUCGAUGAGAGUCUACGAUAGUCGCAAAGCAGUCAGAGACGCCUGGGACACGACGCAAUCCACGCUUCACUGCUGCGGCGUAACUGGCUGGAGAGAUUGGAGUGGUCUGGGGCUGGACCUGCCGCAGAGUUGCUGUCGCGAGAUCCAACCUGGCCAGCGAUUCAACUGCAACGCCGGACCAGACACCGUGAAUCCCUCGAAUGCCUAUCUCGAAGGUUGCAUCAAUGGGACGCAAAUUUACAUGCAAAAGCACGCGUCGAUCAUGGGCGGCGCCGGCAUCGCAGUCGCGUGCCUGAUGUUCUUCGGGAUGAUAUUCUCCUGCGCGCUCUUCAAGAUGAUAGAAUGACGCGGGGGUCUCGCGAUCUAAAAAACACCAGCGUUCUUCGCGACAAGCUAAUGAAGAGUAAGCGGAUGACAGCCGUUCUCGAGCGACUCGCAUGAAUUCAUAAUCAACGUCAUCGUCAUUGAGUGUACCUAUCCGAAGUACCGAGAAUCAAAAUGCAUCUCCACGCGCAUCUUCUUUCCCAUGUACAGUCCUCAUCAUUUUGUUACAUUUACCAUUACUUAAUGUAUCUUUAUUUACCGUUUCUCUCUCUCUCUCCCUCUUUUUUUGUAAUGUAUAGUAAUAUGUUAAACCGUUCUCGUUUAAUUCUAUAUUGUACUAUAUUCUUACGAUAACAAAUUAUGUACCUUGUACGCGUAAUAAAUACAACGUGUAUAAAAGUAUCCCGCCGGGGAGGAAAAACGAUCCGUGGAGUCCGCCGUUUCAGUUCCAAGGGAGUCCUUUGUCCUUGGAACCUCGUCUGUCUGGGAACAGUCUCUGAAUUCUACCUAAAUCGAUACUUUUUAAUACACGACUGGCCAUCGUCUCUCCUUCCUCGUUUUCUACAUUAUUCAUCGCUCGGUGAUUUUCUACCUUUGAGAUACCCUUUACCCGUGUCUAGUAAACGAAAUGGCGGACAUUCUCUCUCUCUCUUUCUGUACAAAGGUCCUGUGUGGGGACUUUUCCGUUCUCCGUGCCAAUCGAUCGCUUAACGAAUGGAAAUCCACCGCGAUAACGAGAGGUUUAUCGAAUUUCAGCGUCUGGCACGAGUGUUUGUACUUCCUCGACAGAUAUCCAAUCGCGCUCUUUAAUUUCGUUAGCGGGACGCGAGUGCUUCAGGACUCGUUCCCCGUACGAUUACACGCCGAAAAUUCUAUUCAAACGACCCUUUUGCAUUCGACGUAAUCCCGCCUGUCCAACGACGAGACAGGCUUGCACGGAACGAUUUGUUAUCGGUG
Colletes gigas is the source of this 1996-nucleotide messenger RNA. RefSeq names its product CD151 antigen (gene Tsp74F). NCBI's taxonomy places the organism in Eukaryota, Metazoa, Arthropoda, Insecta, Hymenoptera, Colletidae. Gene Ontology annotation, cellular component: membrane. Bases 336 to 1061 code for a protein of 241 amino acids. The transcript has 7 exons. The record is from RefSeq and is a predicted model, not a curated record.